This is a messenger RNA of Morus notabilis, 1792 nucleotides long. RefSeq names its product probable E3 ubiquitin-protein ligase LOG2. Lineage: Eukaryota; Viridiplantae; Streptophyta; Magnoliopsida; Rosales; Moraceae. The coding region runs from base 320 to 1420 and encodes 366 amino acids. The record is from RefSeq and is a predicted model, not a curated record. Gene Ontology annotation, biological process: protein ubiquitination. The transcript has 4 exons. Gene Ontology annotation, molecular function: ubiquitin protein ligase activity.
GGUUGGGUGGGUGGGUGUGGGUGGAAUCUCUCUCUCUCUCUCUCUCCCUCUCUAAAAGAUUAACAAUAAUAAUAUAAUAAUAUAUCAAUUAUUCGACCUCCAUUGUGUGUCCGUUAAGUUUAAGCAGAUUCCUUCUUGCUCAGGAGAGAAGAAAAAGGUUUCCGCUUUGGGCUUGAACAGAUUAGGUAGCUUCAGAAACAGGAACCGCCUCUGAGGACCAACCAAAGCAGAAGAAGAAAAAGAAAAACAAGAACAAGAACAAGAAGAAGCUUCCCAAGCUUCCCGAUUCUUCCGAAAUUCCCUCGAUCACACACCGACGAUGGGAAACGUCGGAAGCAACGGCUCCGGGCGCCGGAGGCACCGGAGCCACCCGACGCCGGCGAACCCUCCUCCUACUCCUCCGCCUCUGCCACAGCCUCAGCCGCAGCCCGAGAUCACCGGGAACAGAUACGUUUUCGCCGCCGCAACUCCUUACCCGGCCCAAUACCCUAACCCCAAUCCCCCGCCGUUCUUCCACUACCCGGCGUACUACCCGCCGCCGCCUGCGCCGACGCAGUACCCGCACCAGUUCCGAGGCGGCGGAGGGGCUUUCCCCGGCCCGGCCCACGGGAACUGGGCCCCCAGCGGGCCCCAAUUCCACCACUACCACCACCCUUGCGGCGGCGUUCCGCCCCAGGCCACUCCCUUUGUGGAUCAUCAGAAGGCAGUGACGAUUAGGAACGAUGUGAAUGUAAAGAAGGAGACUUUGAGGGUCGAACCGGAUGAGGAGAAUCCUGGGACGUUCCUUGUCGCCUUCACGUUUGAUGCCACUGCUCCGGGAAGCAUUACGGUUAUGUUUUUUGCUAAAGAAGACCUGGACUGUAACCUGAUAGUUACCAAGGAAAGGUUGCUUAAAGCAGUCACGGUGCCUUUUCAGCAAGGUCUUGGUCAGAAGUUUAGACAACCUGCUGGAACUGGAAUUGACUUCUCAAUGUUUGAAGAGUCUGAGUUAACAAAAGGGAGUGACGCGGAAGUUUAUCCUCUUGUGGUGAAGGCUGAAGCAUGCCUGUUGAAUAAUGGCGAACAGGAACAAGCUGGAAAUUCUCAGAUCACCCAGGCAGUAUUCGAAAAGGACAGAGGUCAAUACCAGGUGCGGGUGAUGAAACAGAUUUUGUGGGUGAAUAGGAUGAGGUAUGAGCUGCAGGAGAUCUAUGGAAUUGGGAAUUCGGUCGAUGGUGAUUUUGAUGGGAAUGAUUCUGGAAAAGAAUGUGUCAUUUGCUUGUCAGAACCUCGAGACACAACUGUUCUCCCUUGUCGUCACAUGUGUAUGUGCAGUGGCUGUGCUAAGGUUCUGAGGUUCCAGACAGACCGAUGUCCGAUCUGCCGGCAACCAGUUCAACGACUUCUGGAAAUCAAAGUAAACAAUGGAGCGGAUGGUUGAUGGUGGUCUUCGCUGUGAACUGAAUGCUGUAAAUUACACAUUACACAAUGUCCUUGCUUUUGAAACGCCCCUCGUUUUGCCUGUAACUGUAAUAACGAACGGGUGGUCAGACAUGGCACUUAAGCACUUUUAUGGCCACGACUUCUGACAGCCCAAAUCUUGUAUUUAGGCUUUCAUAAAUAGAUUUUCCUUUUACUUUUGGAACAAAACUGCCCGAAGAGGGUUGGUUAGCUAACACUACGUUAAGAAAAGGAGAUCCCAUGUUUUGUUUGUUGUAACAAGGCUGCCAACAAUAUCAAGAUCUUUCUUUAGUAAGUGGUGUUUUGUCAUUCCCAUUCUCUGUCUUGACUAUAGACUCGACCUCUUGGCUUU